UGAAGUAGCAAUGACAUCGAUUGUUGUUGUUUCUCUGGGCAACUGAUAUUGAAGUUAGAUACCGGUACAUUUGUUGCCAUUGUGUAAUCGAAUAUUGGACAUAGCGCGCGGACUAAAUCGCUGCUGAACGAACGCUACAUUGUAUCAAAUGCGAUGGGUGCAGCAUCGAGCACAGAGGGUGAAAGGGAACCUCUUCUUGUUCCUCCUGACCGCGAGACGAGCAUUCAGCCAGUUUACAGCCAAGUCUACGGGAGAAGAUGGCUGGUUCUGACUCUGUUUUCCUUGUUGGCGUUCAUGCAAGGGAUAGUAUGGAACACCUGGGGCCCAAUUCAGAACUCUGCCAUGCAUGCAUACGAUUUCACCAAAUCUGACAUCGCCGUGCUUGUUCUUUGGGGGCCAGUGGGGUUCGCGCCUUGGCUACUAUUUAUAUGGCUAAUGGACAAAAAGGGUCUGCGGGUGUCUCUUCUACUGUCAGCCUUCUUCAUGGUGAUUGGGGCAGCGCUGCGAAGUGUCCCUGUACCAGAACAACAUCUAAGACGAUGGUUAAUACACGGCGGUCAGCUGCUGAAUGGUUUGGCUGGUCCAACCAUAAUGAGUGCCGGCCCCCUCCUCUCCACCACAUGGUUCGCUCCGGACCAACGAGCCACAGCCACCGCUGUCGCCUCAUUGGUGAGCUACCUGGGGGCGGCGUGCUCCUUCAUUGUCGGCCCACUGCUUGUGCCCGCCCCCAACGACACCACACGUGCCAUGGUUUACCGAGCCGACGUCUCGACAGACACCCAGAUGAACCACAUACGAGACAGAAUCCAACUGGUUUUGUAUGCAGAGUUUGGUGUGGUGACAAUGCUGUUUGCUGCGGUGCUGCUCUACUUCCCCUCCCGACCCCCCAUGCCUCCCAGUGUGGCUGCUGCCAGUCAGAGACUCAGCUACAGGAGCAGCAUCUGCAAACUACUCAGUAACUUCCGGUUCCUGAUGAUAGCAUUGGCCUACGCGGUGCCUACAGGGGUGGUGGCAGGCUGGUCAGGAGUUCUGGACAUGAUCCUCACCCCUGCCAGAGUCAGCCAGGUGGAUGCUGGCUGGAUCGGGUUCUGGUCCAUUGUGGGCGGCUGUGUGUUUGGAGUGGCCAUGGCCAGGUUUGCAGAUUCUAUCCGGGGCAUGCUGAAGCUCAUCCUGGUCCUGAUGAUGGCUGGUGCUUCCCUGGCCUCCACCUGGUUCACAUUAACCUGCCUGACCAGGCUCACACACCUACCCUCCACUGCAGCUACCCUUUACACCUCCUGUAUCCUGGUGGGCAUCUUCAUCAACAGUAGUGUGCCCAUCUUCUUUGAGCUCUUCAUCGAGACCGUGUACCCCGUGCCAGAGGGCAUCACCUGUGGCGUGGUCACCUUCCUCGGUAACCUGGUCACCGGCUGCCUCCUCUUCUUCCUCACCUUCUACAGCACAGAGUUGUCGUGGCUAAACUGGUGUUUGACGGGCUCCUGUGCCUUCAGCCUCGUCCUCAUCCUCUUCUUCAGGGAAUCCUACGACCGCCUCUACCUAGACGUCUUUGUCUCAGUCUGACACACACAAAAAGACUGGAACAAGAGGAGAACAAAGACAGGAACAUUUUGAAACACACUGCACAGAGAAGAAGAGGAAGAAGAAAUGAAUUUCAGAAGUGCAACCUUGCGCUCUUUUACGUUUUAAGUAUAGCUGUAGUUGUAAACUUGUAAUAUGACGGUGGUCGGUGAUUCAUUGUGAAUUCCUUGUAGCCAAUGAGAAGCGCCAGCCAAGGGCCUCAGACAAUUAGUAAUUAAUGUUAAGUCUUUAUAAGUGUCGGUUUGGCCAGUUGGUCCUCUGAUGCAGCAUUGUCUUGUCUUUUUUAUAAUGUAAACUACAAUGGGACCUGGUCAUGAUGAGGGACUGUUGUUGUCUAAAGAUGCACUCUGUGGCAGGUGGUUUCCCUGUGGCCUGUUGGUCCUCUGAUCUUAAUGAGAGAAGAGAGGCCUGAUUGGCUGAGUAGCUCUAGCAGCCAAUCAGCAAGCCCCACCAGUCUGUGCUAACAAGGGACCGUAUAGCAUUUUAGUGUCACUCAUAACUGCUGGUUAUGAAUUGCAGGGGGCUAAAACUGUCAAACUAAGCUGUUCUGUAGAAUUACCUGUGAUAUUACAUGUCUUUUAAUAGUGACAUAUGGUCACCUUUUUUUACUAUAUCCCCCUCUCUCAAGACUAAUGCAAGACAUUUUUUCUCCCUAUGGGAUUGAAUUGAUUGCAGGCCGUGCAGGUUCCUGCCAGUGUCGUCGACUAUGAUUGGACACCACCCUGGUGCACACCAGCGUCUUGGGAUAUGAUUGGAUAAGCCGCAGAGACCGCCUCGCUCUGCAUGCAAAGUCACUGCUUUAAACUCUCCUCUCUGUGUGUGUCGAGGCUCUGCUGCGCGGGUCUCAUGGUGUUUCCACACAAUCCGUUUUAAUGAGCAGUUCAGAAUAUGGACGUUGGAAGUAGUAGUUUCCCCGUGUCAUUCUGACCUUUCAGCUGACAACAGGAGUCAGAUAUUUUGGUUUGAAGUUGGUUUAUAUGCAGACGAACAUUUCAAAAUUGUCAGAUGUUUUUUGUUGUUGCUGUUUACAGUUUGUUAUACUAUAUAGGAGAUUUUUGAAUUUUGAACUAAACUCGUUUCAGUGAGAGGCAUGUUUUUAAAAAUGGUUUUAACAUGAAAUAUUUCUCAGUAGAAAUGUCCAUUAUUAUUACAGAUGUAUUUAUUGAGGGAUCAGAACACUAACACAGUAGAUACAGAGCCAAAUACAAAGACUGUCGUGAAAUUUGUGAAUACCGCUGUUGCACAGCUGAGACUGUGGCUGAUUCUGUGGAAACCACAAACUAUUAAGUCACUUAUUAAGUCACCACGAAGCUGCUCUACAUCUAACGCACAGCGUUCACCAGCAGUAGUCACUGUGCUGAGGACACUGACAACAAGAGGCAGGUGGUGGUUCGGUAAGCACCUCCUUGCUUGGACUGUCAGGGUUGGACUUGGAGGGGAUGCUUACUUUCCCACGGAGAAAUAACACAUUGAACUGAUGUUCAACAUGAAAAAGAGGGGAAAGAACCACCUUUGUCCAGAUUGUGGAGUGACUGGUCCUGAAAGGCACUAAUCUAGAAGGGACUUUAACUGGGAACUUAUUUUUUCAACAUGCCCCCUGCCCGUGUACAAGUGGGGGGUACUCCCCAAAACCACUCACCAACUCCCAUUACUCGGCUGUGCCACAGACAAACCACAGAAAAUGUUUUUCCUGGGUGAUACGGUAUAUAGUAUGUACAAUUGAAGUCGGAGGUUUACACCUUCGCCAAAUACAUUUAAACUCAUUUUUCCACAAUUCCUAACAUUUAAUCCUAGUAAAAAUUCCCUGUCUUAGGUCAGUUAGGAUCAUCACUUCAUUUUAAGAAUAUGAAAUGUGCCAUCUAUUUUGUGAUGUACACCAGUCCCUCCUGCAGCAAAGCACCCUCACAACAUGAUGCUGCCACCCCCGUGCUUCACAGUUGGGAUGGUGUUCUUCGGCUUGCAAGCUUCCCCCUUUUCCUCCAAACAUAAUGAUGGCCAUUGUGGCCAAACAGUUCUAUUUUUGUUUCGUCAGACCAGAGGACAUUUCUCCAAAAAGUACUAUCUUUGUCCCCAUGUGCAGUUGAAACCGUAAUCUGGCUUUUUUUAUGGCGGUUUUGGAGCAGUUGCUUCUUCCUUGCUGAGCAGCCUUUUCCGGUUAUGUCGAUAUAGGACUUGUUUUACUGUGGAUAUAGAUACUUUUGUACCUAUUUCCUCCAGCAUCUUCAUAAGGUCCUUGGCUGUUGUUCUGGGAUUGAUUUGCACUUUUCGCACCAAAGUACAUUCAUCUCUAGGAGACAGAACGCUUCUCCAUCCUGAGUGGUAUGACGGCUGCAUGGUCCCAUGGUGUUUAUACUUGCGUACUAUUGUUUGUGCAGAUGAACAUGGUAUCUUCAGGCAUUUGGAAAUUGCUCCCAAGGAUGAACCAGACUUGUGGAGGUCUACAAUUUAUUUUCUGAGGUCUUGACUGAUUUAAUUUGAUUUUCCCAUGAUGUCAAGCAAAGAGGCACUGAGUUUGAAGGUAGGCCUUGAAAUACAUCCACAGGUACACCUCCAAUUAACUCAAAUGAUGUCAAUUAGCUUACCAGAAGCUUCUAAAGCCAUGACAUCAUUUUCUGGAAUUUUCCAAGCUGUUUAAAUGCACAGUCAACUUAGUGUAUGUAAACUUUUAACCCACUGGAAUUGUGAUAUUUUGAAUAAGUCUGUAUUUUGAAUCUGUCUGUAAACAAUUGUUGGAAAAAUGACUUGUCACGCACAAAUUAGAUGUCCUAACCGACAUGCCUAAACUAUAGUUUGUUAACAAGAAAUUUGGGGAGUGGUUGAAAAACAAGUUUUAAUGACUUCAACCUAAGUGUAUGUAAACUUCCCACUUUAACUGUAUGUUCUGAAUGGUGCUUGUCUUUUCCUCUCUCCUUGUUAAUUUUUUAACUCACCUUGUACAGUAAGGGUUUUUCUCUUUACCUCAUGGGGUUGUUCCACCAAUUUGGUGCCUUUUGAGAACUGUUAAAUGAGAAAGGAAUUUCACCUAAUUUUAACAUUCUGUCAGAGCACAUGUUCAUUAAAACACAUUUUCCCAGCUCAAUAGGUAAAAUAAAAAAUAUAUUUCUAGCCUGUCUAUGUAUGGGUAACAGGGUUGACCUGUUAUGCUUGAUCCGCUCAGAGUAGAACCAUCUCACCUGCUUUUACGCUAGGAUUUGGCUAUUAGAUGUUUAUGGUUUCUUUUGAAAAAAAAAUGUUAAAAGGGAGAGUUUCACCAUAUUACAAUGAGAGUUCAGUUCACGUAACAGGGUUGACCUUUAGAAUGAGGGACAGAUGUAAAUGAAUCACUCAUCACACAAAAUAAAUAAUCAUCUUCAGAAAUGACUUUGUCAAAGCAGCAAAAUAACUCGGGCUUUACAAUGAUGGUGAGAACUUGUGGGGAUUAAGUGUGUUAAAAACAUCUUCCUAGAAGUCACUGAAGGUAGAUAGUGGGACAUGUAAAAAUGCUGAAUUUUGGCACUUAAUCAAGACUUUAUUUAUUCAUUCAGAUUGAUUCAAUUCUACAUGUGGUCUAGGUUAAAGGGCACUUCAUUUAAUAUAACAGGCUUUUGAAAUUCAAUAUUGAUGCACAAUUUCUACUUAAAAUAUCAAAGGGAUGCCAAAGACACUCUUUGUGGAUCGACCCAGUGAUAUAACACUUUGUCUUCAUGCUCUUUACCUUCAGAACCUUGUGACAUGUUGCCUUAAUUCCCUGUGAUCUGUAAUUUCUGUCCUCUCCACCCACUCUGUGAUGAUGAGGUAGUCCGUAUGUGUACAGUAGUGAAACUCGUUCCUAUUACACUGCUUAUCAUGUGUUUUGGGGGUAUAGAUGUUAUUGUCCUGUAAAAACAAAAACAAAUGUAUGUGAGAUUUUAAGCAGCUUAUUAAAAAUACAUUUUGAAAUACAGUA
Molecule: messenger RNA, 5503 nt
Organism: Oncorhynchus masou masou (cherry salmon)
Lineage: Eukaryota; Metazoa; Chordata; Actinopteri; Salmoniformes; Salmonidae
Gene: slc49a4
Product: solute carrier family 49 member 4
Exons: 9
Coding region: 154-1560 (468 amino acids)
Biological process (GO): transmembrane transport
Cellular component (GO): membrane; intracellular membrane-bounded organelle
Molecular function (GO): transmembrane transporter activity
Source: RefSeq, a predicted model, not a curated record